Molecule: messenger RNA, 4067 nt
Organism: Nylanderia fulva
Lineage: Eukaryota; Metazoa; Arthropoda; Insecta; Hymenoptera; Formicidae
Product: guanine nucleotide exchange factor for Rab-3A
Biological process (GO): exocytosis
Cellular component (GO): Golgi to plasma membrane transport vesicle
Molecular function (GO): guanyl-nucleotide exchange factor activity
Source: RefSeq, a predicted model, not a curated record
CUUCAGUAGCGGUCUGUACCGCGGCGUGUGAAUGUUUGAAUUCGGAUCGACUCCUCGAUAUAUCCGGUAUGUGACAUACGCGAGUGCAUCUUGACACUGGGAAAAGAAUCCCCGAAGAAAUACGAAGAGGAACGAUCCGCGCAUUUAUCGCGAGCCUCCGAAUUUUUUUUCCAAUUUUUUACUGAACUUUCCUUCACCGUGAAUGAACACGCACAAGCAGCAGCUACACGCGGCUUGAAGUCCGGCCACAGUAAGGCGUCAUGAAGGAGGUCCAGGAACAGCAGCAGCCGGAAUCAAUGGAAUCCAACGAGUCGGUUUCCGGCUCGAACGAAUACGCCUAUCGACCGCUCACGACAAAGCACAGAAGGGCCGGAAGUACCGGGACAACCGGUGACGAGGAAUACACCACGGACGAGGAUGAGCUCUACACGGAUGAGGCUGAUUGUUCGAUCGGCGCGACGCUGCAUCCGCCUCAUCCCAUCCUUAAAUCAGACCUCGCGAGGGCAGCCACGGACCUCUUCGGAUACGCCGCUAAGCGCGAGGACGAAGACGAAGAACCCACUAGUCUGUUCGAUGAGGAUGAUAACAAGUUCCUAGGUGAUAGUUUAACCAAAACCACUCCACUUAUCGCGUACAACGAAAAACUACAAGGUGUUCUAUCGAGACAUCGAAAUCCAUCAGAGGAGAAAAAGACAGUAAAACCCUGCGAGCUGAAAUCUCAGGACUUGAUUUUGGAGUCUACAAGUCAACAUACAAAACCCUUGGAUUUUCGAUUGAAUGCAACUGAAUCUGCGGGAGAAACAAGCAACGAAAAAAUUGAUACAGACUCGACAAAGGAUGACGAUUCCCACGAAUCCUCGAGAAGAUUCUCUCUUCCUAAAGAUACUAAGUCGGAAGUACCAUUGAAGCAAGAACUGUGCGUUCCUAAGAAAAACAGUACUCCGCCAUCGCCUACCACGUUGCAAUGGGAAAAAGCAGUGGCCGAAGUGAAGGAGCACGCGGUGGCGAAGCUGCAGGAAGAACUUAAAAGUGCUCAUGAAGAAUUGAAACUAAAAGACGAGGAAGUAGCCAGACUCUCGCGCAUCAGGCAAGAUGUGGAAGCCGAGCUGGAAGAACUCACUGCCAGUCUCUUUCAAGAGGCACAUAAUAUGGUUCGAGAAGCUAAUGUACGUCAAGCAACGGCAGAACGUCUCCUAGAAGAAAGUCGCAUGAAAUCGGAAGUGCUCGCAGCCGAAGUAGCAGCUUUGAAAACUUUGGUGCUCACAUCUACACCAUCAAGGCCCAAUCCCCAUUUGCAUCCUCAAAUCGAUACGAAAGGUCGUCUCAGUAAUGGGGAAGAGAGUCAGCAAGGCCUUUUUACGAAGAAACAUCGAAGAUCGCCGUCGCAUUUUAAUUUAAAAUACGGACGCGAGAAUUCUCCGCCUGAUUCACCGGUGAAGGAGCAAUGGCUACCCUUACCAACUGACAAGGAAAUUCUCGAAAGAGAUUGGAAGCGAGAACGCGAAAAGGAAAAAGAACGGGAAUGCAAAGACUUUGGUUUGGAAGUCGAUCCGAGAGUACAUACAGAAUUUCUCAGAUGGAAGGCGAAUCCUUGCGUUGACAAGAGCGAUUCCUUCGUCGCGAGGGUAUUUAGGGAGGAUAUCGACUUGUGUCUGGAUUUUCCUAAUAAAGAAUUGGGAACUAAAGUCAGACAAGCCGUCCUGGACGGUAUUAUUUUUAUCGAGGCGGUUAGCGACAAAACAAAACUCGCUUUUCCCAAAAAAUGCGCACUGUUGGAGGCGCCACGACAAUGUCAUUAUCGUAUGCGACUUGGUGACCAAGAGAAUCAAUGGUACUGCAUUUCGCAGAUCUGUCGCAAUCGAAUUAUAGCAGUGUGCGAUUUUCUUAAUUAUCUGAGAUACGUCGAGCGCGGCCUCGUCAAAAGCUCAGUUCAUGACGUGUAUUGGGAAAUCACGCGGCUGAGAAAGGAAAUGGUUUUCGCACGAUUGGGUCUGGCAUUGUCAUCCUGAGGUACGCGCAGACGGGAUGUUAUUUAGUCUCGAAUUAAUUCUAGCCAGGAAUUUUUUGGGAGUAGAAUCGAUCGUGCGUAGAUUGUGCAAAAAAAAAAAAAAUUGAUAGAAUUAGCGACGAUCUCGUCGAUCAUCGGCCUUUCGCCUAGCAAAAGAUGGUAGUUUUUAUUAUCACUUCUGAGAUAUUAGUCUCUCUUUAACUCUGUCAAAUAAUUCUGACGAUAACGAUGUUUCCAAGAAAUUUACAUAUUUGUUGAAGAGGCUAUAUUAUUUAUGAGAAAGUAAUUUAUUCAUGGAACUUGCUUCUAUUUUGAAUAUCUCACAGCGCGAUCAAUGAAUUAACUCGCUGUAUCAACUUUUUUCUACAUCUUUACUGACAUAAAGUUAACUCAGGAUUAGAUUGACAUUAAGUUCCAGUAAAAGAAGCGUCAUAUUUUUGCCGCGUAUGAAUUUCUUCGAAAUAUUGAUACCCUCUGUGGCAGAGGUCUUAGGUUUAGUUAUAUUUGCAAACAAGUUAAAAGGUGACAAUGAAGCUGAUUACAAGGCUGUGAAUGAUCUUGACAUGCGGAUCAGAUAUUACUGAUGGCUCUCCUAUAUGAAAAGUGUAAAUAAUAGAAGAGAUUUUUGAGAGAUAUUGUAUCAUGUUUUCUCAAGUUUAACUGAACAUCAUCAAACUUAUCGUUAAAUUCACUCGUAUGAAUUACAACGUUCAACAAUUGAAUUUCAACGUGUAAAUUACAAUACAACGGUUCAACGACAGUUUUGAAUCUAUUGACGUUUAUUCCAUGAGAUAGUUAACGGUUAACAAUCACCUUAUAUAAUCAUAUUAUAUAAAAUUACAUUACGUCGUGGUUUGGUAUUAACAUCGAAGAAGAAACACUCAGUGUGAAUUAUUUAUAUUUAAAUCUUAAUUUUUGAUUUGUCAUUGUAUAUUGAUGUCGUAUUAAUGAGUCGUCCCGAUGAUUAUUUUGUUGUAUUAAUUUAUCGAUUUGUACGUUGCGUUAAUUUCUAUUAAUAGCUUCCACUAAUUAAUGGUUGUUAAUUAUUAAUAUAUUAAAAUUCUUUAGUGUUUGUACCGAAUCCCGAGAUUGUAAAAUUGUCACUUAGAUCUAGUUAUACUCAUUGUUGGAUCAUGAUGACUAUAUAUUAUAUAUAUACAUUCGAUAUUAUUACUCUUAGGAAAGAGAUUUACAUCUGUGUGGACCAUACGAAUCUCCAAAUUCUUAGUGUACAUAGAACUCGGAACUUCUAUAUCAUGUCUCAUCUUCUACACGUCUAUCAUAAAGCAUCCGGUUGUACGGAACAUUUGUUUCUACUCUAUAAAUAUUAAUCAUGGCAUGUUGAAAGUAUAGAUUCUUUGACAGAGAUUACGUUAAUAAAUGUCAAUCAAGACUGAUAUUUACAUCAGUCAUGUAUUUUCAGAGAUUGUAUAUACAAAAUAUCUAUUAUAUAUUUUGUUUACUACGAAAAAAAUAUUUAUAAUGUUUUCCAUUUUGAAUCACGAUAUAUUCGAUAUAAUCGAUUCUUCGAGGUAAAUAAUCUCUGCAACAAUUCGCUUGAUUCGAAAUAUUAAAUUAGAAAAAUGAUCGAGAUGAAUAGUUAUUUCGAUUCUUAUAAAGCGAUGCUGAUUUAUUAAUAAGGCUUUUAUUUUGACUCUGUGUUGUCUUCCAUUAUUUAUCUUUAUUCGCUAUGACAGUGAGCAAAAAUAUGCAAAAUAAUUUGUGAAUUAUGUAACUCAUGCCAAGCGUACAAAUUGUGGCCAACGAUAAAAACGACUCUAACAGCACCACAUAUCCCGAAGACGUUCAGAGAACAUCCUGAAGAUGUUCGAAUGUUCUCUGAAUAUUCUCUAAAUAUCUUUCGGAUAUGUUGUGCUAUUAGAGGAAUGACGUUCUCUUAUUAUGGGGGACGUAGAAAAAGACUUCUUGUAAGCAGUUUUCUCCUGUGAAUAGAAAUGUGUUAAUUGUAUAUCAAAUGUGUAAAUAGCCUUCUAACAUUUCUUGAGAUAGAAACUUGUAUUUAAAAACGAAAUAUAAAUUAUCGCCAUUGCAAAAAUGU